Molecule: messenger RNA, 4425 nt
Organism: Cavenderia fasciculata
Lineage: Eukaryota; Evosea; Eumycetozoa; Acytosteliales; Cavenderiaceae
Exons: 9
Coding region: 1-4425 (1474 amino acids)
Biological process (GO): protein folding in endoplasmic reticulum
Cellular component (GO): endoplasmic reticulum membrane; endoplasmic reticulum
Molecular function (GO): thiol oxidase activity; FAD binding; protein-disulfide reductase activity
Source: RefSeq, a predicted model, not a curated record
AUGAGUGUUGUAACAACUUCAUCAUCUUCAACAACACUUUCAACAACAACAAUAUUAUUAAAACAAAUAAUUAAUAAUACUUAUUUAUUUAAAUGUAUUAUACAACAAGUACACAAGAUACAUCUGGAAUUGGGUAGAAGAAGAAUAUUUAGAUACAGUGAACUCAAUGCAAGAUGGUUGAUCAAUAAGAGAUUGUAUCAUAUCUUUGAUGAAAAGAUUAGAAAUGAUCCUCAUUUCUAUUUGUCUCGUGAUGAAGUUAUUUUGUUUAUGGCUGAUAAUACAUCACUCGAUAGGUUUAAAAGGGUGCUUGAACAUGACCCUCGGGCAAUCUAUUCGACCGGGUUAUUAAUGGACAGAGCAGUGUCAACUGGUUCAUUGGAUAUUGUUAAAUACAUAUUCAAUGAUAUCCUACCAUCACAACCAUACCAACUAUGGAUCAAGAAAUCAACAGCCUAUCUAAAAGAUCUAACCUCUAAAGCAAAUGAAGUACAUACAAGAAAACCUCAAAACUUUAUUGAUAUUGGUCCUUCUACUAUUGCUAGUGCAGCAAACUCUGGAUACUUUGAAAUGGUUGAAUAUUUAGUAGAGAAUAUUAAAUUGGAUAACGGAUGUAGUUCAUUGGCAUAUUAUAUGUGUGCCAAAGGUGGAUAUUUGGAUAUACUAAAGUAUCUAUUAGAGUAUUAUAAACCAAAGUUUGAAAAGAAUGAUACUGCUCCCAAUACAUUGUCGGUCGUUGAUUUGUACGAACAUGCUUGUCACGCUGCCAAGCUGUCAUUACUCGAAUACUUGGUUGCAUCGGUCCCCCAACCCCCCAAUAUGUGGCGUAUGGUUGCUUCCUCCAUCUCUAGUCAGAAUAUUGCAUUGGCCAGCGACCAACCACCAAACAAUCAUCUAGAUUAUUCAAUGGAUUCGGCAGUUAGAACUGGAUCAAUGACCAUUGUUCAGUUGGUAUUUAAUAUAAUUCGUAGAGUGCUGCCCGAGUUUAUUAUACCACACUCUGCAUCGACCGUAUCUGCCUCCAAGGGAAUGUUUGACAUUUUAAACUAUCUCGUUGACAAUGGGUGUCAGUUGUCGGACAAUGCUAUGGCGUUGGCUGCCGAACACGGACAUGAAGAGAUUGUUCGAUACCUUCAUCAACGUAUUCAACCGUUCAACAUGUCCAUGUUGGUCGAUGGCGCCGCGGCACAUGGUAGUUUGGCAAUUGUCAAAUUCCUCACAGAGAGUGGGUACAGUGCGUCACCGCUAGCACUCAACUCUGCCGCGACCCACGGGCAUCUCUCGGUUGUCAUGACAGAGGGUGCAACACAACAGGCUUUUAAUUGGGCUAGCGGUAAUAACCGUCUUGCAGUGUUGGACUUUUUACACAAAAGACAUACAAGGUUGUGUCUACAAACACCGAGCAGGACUAUUGCAGACCUCAUGUCUGACGAUGCAUUGCAGGGCGCAGUUAGGUCUGGUCACAAACAAACUUCACAAUAUAUUUUGGAUCAUUUCAGACACGAAUGUAAUCUAAUCGACUGUACAAUGAUUGCAUUUUCAAAUGGUAAUUUUCAUAUUAUGGAUUUAAUAGAUCAUAAUAAUCCUUUAAUUAUUUUUUCAAAUCAUCAACAACAAAAAAAGAUUAAUAUUAAUACGAUUGAAAGUAAUAAUAAUAAUAAUGGUAUAGAUAAUAAUAAUAAUAAUAAUAAUAAUAACAAGAGGAAUAGAAAAAAAAAAAAGGAUUAUUGUCAAAAUUUAAAUCACUUUUUUGAAUGGAUCAAUAGCAUACAAUAUUUUAAAGAACAUCAUGCAGAAACAGUAGAUGAUUGUUGUUGUGAAAUAACAAUGAUCGACAAAGCAAACUUGGAUCUAAACUCUGUGUUGAAUCAAGUCGUUAAAACAAGAUUCUUUAAAUAUUUUAGAGUAAAUCUAUUUGCAGAAUGUCCAUUUUGGGUAGUAACAACAUUAUGUGGUAUGGAUGGUGGAUGUGGUGUAUGCGAAUGUGACGACAAUGAAAUACCAUUGCCUUGGAGAAUCGAAGAUCAUUCUAGUGAUCGUGUCAAUCUAUCUCCUCCACCACAAGGUUUCACAAGAUGGAAGGACAGAAAAGAGGAUAUGUGGGUCAUUCCUUACGGACCUGACUCAGAUACAAGUUAUGUUAAUCUGGAUGAUACUCCAGAAUCUUUCACAGGUUAUGAUGGAAGUUCUGUUUGGAGAUCUAUUUAUAAUGAAAAUUGUUUUACAAUUAUCGAUUGUAAAACAAAUAGGUUAUAUUUCUUACUAACAAACAAAAACAGGGCUGUUGGUAAGAUUGGUCCAUUCCUCACAGAUUAUAAAUUUAAUACUGGACACGAAGUUGAUGAUGGAACCACAUAUGCCUUGGUACAACAGUUGCUCAAAACAAAUUUAUUGUGCAAUCCAAGUUUUGAUGAAACUUUAUUAUUUAAAGAUACAUAUGAUAAGGAGAAUUUAAUUACACAAUUUAAAGGUCAUUUUCAAAAUAUUAGUUCCAUCUUGAACUGCGUAACAUGCGAAAAAUGUAAACUAUAUGGAAAGAUGCAAACGUUGGGAUUGGGAACUGCAUUAAAGAUCCUAUUUGAUGAAGAUCAAUCAUCACUACAGAGAAAUGAAAUUAUUGCACUCAUCAAUACUCUCCGCCAACUCUCAAACUCUAUUACAUUUAUCAAAGAACUGACUAAAAACUCAGACUUUGAUGUUCACCGUCACUAUCAUCCAAAUGGUGAUUCUCAGAUAUCAGAAUUCAAACAAAAAGAAAAUGAAGUAACAAAACAAGAGGAAGAAGAGGAAGAAGAAACCAUAUCUAAAAAUCUUGGGCCAACAUCUCCGUCUUGGAGUCAAAUUCUUCUCAAAAACAAAUAUAUAAAGCAGUCAUAUCUCUGGAUAGUGGAUAAAACCGGCCAAAUGACUAGAUCACAAAUAAUUCUAUUGGCAUUGAUGACUGUCAUGUCUAUAGCCCUCAUUGUAAACCCUUUACCAAAACCACCCAAAAAGAAAAAACAAAAAUCAAAACAAAAUAAUAAUAAUAAUAAUAAUAAUAUUAAUAAUAAUAAUGAUAAUAUUAAUGAUGAUCAUGAUAAUAGCCAUAGAAAAAAUAAUAAUAAUAAUAAUAAUAAUAAUUAUCAUCAACUAAGAGAGAGUCGUAGUAUUACAACAAUGUCUAUUAAAGCAGCAACCAACACCAACAACACCAACAACAAGCAAUUUUGGGAAGAAGAAGAGGAAAAGGCAAACGAUGAAACCUAUAAAACAGCCAUAAAGACUACCAACUUUAUCGAUGACGAUGGAGCUUCCUUUGCAAACAACUCAAAGUCUCAUGUUGUUGGUUGGGAUAACCAAGGAGAUUUGACCUCUGGUUGGGGUAUCGAUCCAUUCGAGAGAAAGAAGAGUCAAUCAUUGGGUUUGGAUUACCAAGAAGACAACAGCAAUGCUAUUGCUCACCAUCAACAACAACAACAACAACAAGUUGUACAACAACAACAACAAGCCACCUACAGAUUGCCACCUUCCAACAAGGCACAUCUCAAGCUCAGUGAAUUGUUGCUCGAAAUGAAGGAGGAAGAAGAAAACUUCCCAGCUGAACAAAUAGCAACACAAAAUGCUGCCGACAAUGAAGAAAAGGAUACUCACGAGGAAACCUUGUCUGCUCCACUCAAGAUCCAAGCAAAGCAAACCGCUCCAACCUUCUAUCAACCUCUUACAUCAAAGAAUAUAGCUACAAAGACAGAAUCAACCUCGUCAAUUAACAACAACAACAACAACACCAACACCACCACUGCUUCAGGAGCUGCCACAAAGAAAAAGAGUGCAUCAGCACCAAUUUCUCACGAAAAGAAAAAGGCAUUGUUGCAUACCAAUCAAUAUUCAAACUUGAAAUUCGAUGAUGACGAUCAUGAAGAGAAGGUCAAGGCCUCCACCUCUUCAGCAGUAACUACUCAAUCAUCUCAACAAAAGAAAAAGAAUGACAAAUCAACACCAAAGCAAUCAACUCCAACUCCAACCCCAACACCAGUUCCAGCUCCAGCUCCAGCCCAAACCAAGCAACAACCAAAACCACAAGCCGAACCAUCCAAACAAAAGGAUACCAAGCCACAACAAUCAACUGCCACCGCCUCCAAACAACAAAAAGAAAAGACGCCAGUUGCACCUGUACCAACACCAAAAGCACAAGCAACCCCAGUCGUUGAACCUGCCAAAAAGAAUGAACAACCAGAGAUCAAAAAGAAAAAGACAUCCAAACCUGCUACCACUGCUACUGCCACCACUACCCAGACCUCCAACAACAAAAAGAAAUCCAGCAGCUCCAAACAAAUCCAACAAUCAUCAUCUUCCUCUUCAUCUACCAAGACCGUUGUCGCCAUUGUUGCUGUUUUAUUGGUACUUGCUUUAGCCUUCAAAUUUAAUGAUAUCAUUUCUCUUGUUCAAUAA